Messenger RNA from Morus notabilis, 1660 nucleotides. RefSeq names its product lysosomal Pro-X carboxypeptidase. Gene Ontology annotation, biological process: proteolysis. Bases 1 to 1521 code for a protein of 506 amino acids. Lineage: Eukaryota; Viridiplantae; Streptophyta; Magnoliopsida; Rosales; Moraceae. The transcript has 9 exons. Gene Ontology annotation, molecular function: serine-type exopeptidase activity; dipeptidyl-peptidase activity. The record is from RefSeq and is a predicted model, not a curated record.
AUGAAGACCUCUCGUAUAAUUUCAUGGCACUUAUGCCUUCAAUUUCUCUCUCUACCCUUUCUCUUCUUCGCAGUCUUCUCUUCUGCUUCAAAGCUUAAUAAAAUUCCGAAACUAAGUCCAACUGGUCAUCACGAAACGUUCCUUCACGACCCCGAAACUCCGACGGCGGAUUCUCUUUCGGAAGAUUAUGAAACGUUUUUCUACAACCAAACACUCGACCACUUCAACUAUAGGCCAGAAAGUUACUCCACUUUUCGACAACGAUAUGUUGUCAACUCUAAGUAUUGGGGAGGCUCUAAUGCACCAAUAUUUGCUUAUUUGGGAGCAGAAGCUCCUUUGGACGGCGAUCUCUCCGUUAUUGGAUUCCUCACUGAUAACGCCCUUGAGUUUAAAGCUCUCCAAAUCUACAUAGAGCAUAGAUAUUAUGGGAAGUCAAUUCCAUAUGGGUCAAGGGAAGAGGCACUGAAUAAUGCAAGCACUUUGGGAUAUUUCAACUCGGCUCAAGCCAUAGCAGAUUAUGCAGAAAUUCUCCUACAUGUAAAGCAGAAAUUUCAUGCAGAAAAAUCGCCUGUCAUUGUUAUAGGCGGAUCUUAUGGAGGAAUGUUAGCAUCUUGGUUUAGGCUGAAAUAUCCCCAUAUAGCACUUGGAGCUCUUGCGUCAUCAGCUCCAAUCCUUUACUUUGACAAUAUCACAUCACAAGAUGGAUACUACUCCAUUGUCACCAAGGAUUUUAUAGAAGCUAGCGAGAGUUGCUAUAAAAUCAUAAAAAAAUCAUGGUCUGAAAUUGAUAAAGUUGCUGCUUUGCCGAAUGGUCUCUCAUUACUGAGUAAAAAAUUCCACACUUGCCGUCCUUUAAAGAAGUCAUCAGAGCUGAAGGAUCACCUGGAAUCAACGUAUGCUACUGCUGCACAAUACAAUCAUCCACCAAGAUAUCCAGUUAAUGUGAUAUGUGGAGCAAUUGAUGGAGCUAAUAAUGAUGAUGGUAUUCUGGGCAAAAUAUUCGCUGGCCUUGCUUCUUAUAGAACUAAUAGGACAUGUUACGUUAAUCAACCUCGAAAUCUUUCUGAAACUGAUGUGGGCUGGAAUUGGCAGACAUGCAGUGAGAUGGUGAUCCCCAUAGGCAUCAGCAACAAUACCAUGUUUCCCGCUUCUCCUUUUGAGCUACAGGACUUCAUAAAUGAAUGCAAGGCCGCUUAUGACGUUCCUCCACGCCCUCAUUGGGUCACUACUUACUAUGGAGGCAAAGAUAUAAAGCUGAUACUCCGCAGGUUUGCUAGCAACAUCAUUUUCUCCAACGGCCUGCGAGACCCUUAUAGCAGCGGAGGGGUCUUGGAGAACAUAUCAAAGAGUGUUGUUGCCGUGACCACAACCAAAGGGUCUCAUUGCUUAGAUAUUCUUCAAGCAAAGGAAACUGAUCCAGAUUGGUUAGUCAAGCAGCGGAAGGUUGAAGUCAAUAUCAUUAAAAGAUGGAUCGCCCAGUACUAUUUUGAUCUUGAAGUUUUGCGAAAAAUACCUUCAUAAUGCUAAAGACUCGAGGCAAUUUAAUUUCUUCUUGAACGAAAAUAGUUCAGUAUCAUAUCCAAAAUAAGGUCUUCAAUGCUAUAGACCUUUUUCACUAAAUUUAUUCUUAAGAAUGUUUAGACUUUAUCUUUUCUGUCAA